UAAAGAGAUCUACCCUAGACUACCGGCUCUUACUCCUCUCUCUGACGACACAGCAGAACCAAGCAGGGAGCCUGACUGAGCAGAACAUUUCCCCAUCACUAAAACAGGCCACCAUGUCCAGGAAGGUAGUCAGGGCCAGUAAGUUCCGUCACGUCUUCGGCCAGGGGGUGAAGGCUGACCAGUGCUACGAUGACAUCCGCAUCUCCCAGAUGACCUGGGACAGCAACUUCUGCUCCGUUAACCCCAAGUUUGUGGCCAUGAUUGUGGAUGCCAGCGGAGGAGGGGCCUUCCUAGUGCUGCCUCUGAACAAGACGGGUCGUAUUGACAUGUCCCAGCCCACAGUCUGUGGACACACAGGCCCAGUGCUGGAUAUUGAGUUCUGUCCCCACAACGACAACAUCAUUGCCAGUGGCUCAGAGGACUGCAGUGUCAUGAUUUGGGAGAUCCCGGACGGUGGCCUGGUCACGCCCCUGAAGGACCCCGUGGUGAAGCUGGAGGGGCACUCCAAACGCGUGGGCAUCCUCAGUUGGCACCCCACUGCCCACAACGUGCUCAUGAGCGCAGGCUGUGACAACGUGGUGAUCCUGUGGAACGUGGCGUGUGGCGAAGCCGUGGUGAGGAUCGACUCGGUCCACCCUGACCUCAUCUACAGUGCCUGCUGGAACAGGGACGGCUCCCAGAUCCUCACCUCCUGCAAGGACAAGACCCUACGUGUGAUGGACCCCCGCAAGGGCACUGUCAUUGCCGAGAAGGAGAAGACCCACGAAGGCUCCAGGCCUGUCAAGGCUGUGUUUGUGUCCGAUGGGAAGAUCCUGAGUACAGGCUUCAGUCGCAUGAGUGAGAGGCAGGUGGCACUUUGGGACCCAAAUAGCUUUGGGGAGCCGCUCACCCUGCAGGAGUUGGACACCAGCAGUGGCGUCCUUUUGCCCUUCUUUGACCCCGACACUGGCAUCGUCUACCUCUGUGGCAAGGGUGACAGCAGUAUCCGGUACUUUGAGGUGACGGAUGAGGCUCCUUAUGUUCACUACCUGUCCAUGUAUAGCAGUAAGGAGAGUCAGAAGGGCAUGGGCUACAUGCCCAAGAGGGGCCUGGAGGUCAACAAGUGCGAAAUCGCCAGGUUUUACAAGCUCCAUGAGAGGAAGUGCGAGCCCGUUGUCAUGACGGUGCCCCGCAAGUCUGACCUGUUUCAGGAGGAUUUGUACCCAGACACCAUGGGUCCAGAGCCGUCUGUGGAGGCCACUGAGUGGUUUGAAGGCAAAGAGGGCCAACCUAUCCUGAUCUCCUUGAAGGAAGGUUUUGCGACAACCACCAAAAACAAAGAGUUCAAAGUUCACAAAAGUCUUCUGAAGACCACAUCAGCUACCGUGGGGCAUCAGCACGAUAUCAGUGGGGAGGUACAUGCCUUGCAGAAGGAGGUGAAGACUCUGAAGGAAAGAGUAGAGGAGCUGACCAAGCGUGUGAGCGAACUAGAGAGCAAGAAUUGAAAUAGAGCGGUUGGGUUAGAGAGGGAGCUGAUGGAGAGAGAGAAAUGAGCAGGAGGUGUAAAGAGGAGGAGAAGAUAAAGAGGAGAGGAAAGUGAAAUAGUUUGAAAUAGUUGGGGAUGUUUGAAGGAAAGAUGGUUAAAGGGAGAGUUGGAGACAGGAUCCAUCAAUAUCAGGAGCCCAAUAUCUUUUGGGCUCGAAGCUUGAAUUAGUUUUUUGUGUGAAUUUGAAUUUGUGUGAAUUAUCACAUUUAUAGAGACUUGUUUUUAAUAUAUGCUCUUACAUAGUUGGAAAUAAAAGUCCUCAAUAUUUUCAAAAUA
This is a messenger RNA of Coregonus clupeaformis (lake whitefish), 1801 nucleotides long. RefSeq names its product coronin-1C-A. The transcript is spliced from 11 exons. NCBI's taxonomy places the organism in Eukaryota, Metazoa, Chordata, Actinopteri, Salmoniformes, Salmonidae. The record is from RefSeq and is a predicted model, not a curated record. Bases 114 to 1484 code for a protein of 456 amino acids. Gene Ontology annotation, molecular function: actin filament binding. Gene Ontology annotation, biological process: actin filament organization; cell migration.